This is a messenger RNA of Saccharomyces cerevisiae S288C, 4911 nucleotides long. It is a transcript of the gene BUD3, whose product is annotated as Bud3p. The transcript has a single exon. Gene Ontology annotation, molecular function: guanyl-nucleotide exchange factor activity. The coding region runs from base 1 to 4911 and encodes 1636 amino acids. The record is from RefSeq and is marked reviewed. NCBI's taxonomy places the organism in Eukaryota, Fungi, Ascomycota, Saccharomycetes, Saccharomycetales, Saccharomycetaceae.
AUGGAGAAAGACCUGUCGUCUCUUUACUCUGAAAAGAAAGACAAAGAGAACGAUGAAACCUUAUUUAACAUCAAACUAUCCAAAUCUGUUGUCGAGACCACACCGCUAAAUGGUCAUUCAUUGUUUGAUGAUGAUAAAUCACUUUCAGACUGGACGGAUAAUGUGUUCACUCAAUCAGUAUUCUAUCACGGGUCAGAUGACUUGAUAUGGGGGAAGUUCUUUGUCUGCGUGUACAAGUCCCCCAACAGCAAUAAGUUGAACGCUAUAAUAUUCGACAAAUUAGGAACAUCAUGCUUCGAAUCCGUCGAUAUAUCUUCCAACUCGCAAUACUAUCCGGCCAUUGAGAAUUUGAGUCCAAGUGAUCAGGAAAGCAAUGUUAAGAAAUGCAUUGCUGUCAUUCUGUUACAGCGCUAUCCAUUACUUUCACCAUCAGACUUAUCACAAAUAUUGUCCAAUAAAUCGGAAAAUUGCGACUAUGACCCCCCUUAUGCUGGAGAUUUGGCUAGUAGUUGCCAGUUGAUAACAGCAGUUCCUCCAGAAGAUCUGGGGAAGCGCUUCUUUACAUCAGGACUUCUGCAAAAUAGAUUUGUCAGCUCUACCCUGUUAGAUGUUAUUUAUGAAAACAAUGAAUCCACCAUCGAACUAAAUAAUAGGUUGGUAUUCCAUCUGGGUGAACAACUUGAACAACUUUUUAACCCAGUCACAGAAUACUCACCGGAACAGACAGAAUAUGGUUAUAAGGCGCCAGAGGACGAAUUACCCACAGAAUCGGAUGAUGAUCUUGUCAAGGCCAUUUGCAACGAGUUAUUACAACUACAAACAAAUUUUACUUUCAAUUUGGUAGAAUUUUUGCAAAAAUUCCUGAUCGCCUUGAGAGUCAGAGUACUCAAUGAAGAAAUUAAUGGGUUAUCCACAACCAAAUUAAAUCGACUCUUCCCACCUACAAUAGAUGAAGUCACAAGAAUCAAUUGUAUUUUUCUAGACUCGCUAAAGACAGCAAUCCCUUACGGUUCCCUCGAAGUACUGAAGGCAUGCAGCAUUACUAUUCCUUAUUUCUACAAAGCAUAUACAAGACACGAGGCGGCCACAAAGAACUUCAGCAAAGAUAUUAAAUUGUUUAUUAGGCAUUUCAGCAAUGUAAUUCCAGAAAGAGAGGUCUACACGGAAAUGAAAAUCGAGAGUAUAAUUAAGGGACCUCAGGAAAAACUACUGAAGCUAAAGUUAAUUAUAGAGAGAUUGUGGAAGUCGAAAAAAUGGAGACCGAAAAAUCAAGAAAUGGCAAAAAAAUGCUACAACAAUAUCAUUGAUGUCAUUGAUUCGUUUGGAAAAUUAGAUUCCCCACUUCAUUCUUAUAGUACCAGAGUAUUUACUCCAUCGGGAAAAAUCCUUACAGAAUUAGCCAAAUGCUGGCCCGUAGAACUGCAAUACAAAUGGCUGAAGAGAAGGGUAGUCGGUGUGUAUGAUGUAGUGGAUUUGAAUGAUGAAAAUAAGAGAAAUUUAUUAGUCAUAUUCAGUGAUUAUGUGGUUUUCAUCAAUAUACUGGAGGCAGAAAGUUACUACACUUCAGAUGGAUCAAACAGGCCCUUAAUCUCAGAUAUUUUAAUGAACUCAUUGAUCAACGAAGUUCCGUUGCCCUCCAAGAUCCCUAAGUUGAAAGUGGAGCGUCAUUGCUAUAUAGAUGAGGUUCUAGUUUCUAUAUUAGACAAAAGCACUCUACGUUUUGAUCGAUUGAAGGGAAAAGAUUCUUUCUCAAUGGUAUGUAAAUUAUCCUCUGCAUUUAUCUCUUCUUCGUCAGUUGCUGACUUGAUUACGAAGGCUAGAAUUUUGGAAAAAGACACUGCAUUUCAUUUAUUUAAAGCUAGUAGAAGCCAUUUUACAUUAUAUUCUACUGCUCACGAGCUUUGCGCUUAUGAUUCCGAAAAAAUAAAAUCAAAAUUUGCCUUAUUCCUGAACAUACCACCAUCCAAGGAGAUAUUGGAGGUCAACAACCUUCAUUUGGCUUUUUUUGCAAGAUUUUGCAGUAACGAUGGUAGAGAUAACAUCGUAAUCUUAGACGUCUUAACCAAACAUGACGAUAAACAUAUAGAAGUUACAUCCGAUAACAUUGUUUUCACCAUAAUUAAUCAAUUGGCCAUUGAAAUACCGAUAUGCUUUUCUUCCUUAAACUCAUCGAUGGCCAAAGAUUUACUCUGUGUAAAUGAGAAUUUGAUAAAAAACUUAGAACAUCAAUUGGAAGAGGUCAAGCACCCUUCAACAGACGAACAUAGGGCUGUUAAUAGCAAACUUUCCGGUGCAUCCGAUUUCGAUGCUACUCACGAGAAGAAAAGAUCAUACGGUACCAUAACAACAUUUAGAAGCUAUACAAGCGACUUGAAGGACAGUCCAUCAGGCGAUAAUAGUAAUGUCACCAAGGAAACUAAGGAAAUUUUACCAGUGAAACCUACGAAAAAGUCUUCAAAAAAACCAAGAGAAAUUCAAAAGAAGACCAAGACAAACGCCUCUAAAGCAGAGCACAUAGAAAAGAAGAAGCCUAACAAAGGCAAAGGGUUUUUUGGCGUGUUAAAAAAUGUUUUUGGAAGUAAAAGCAAGAGCAAGCCUUCACCAGUUCAAAGAGUGCCUAAAAAAAUAUCGCAGAGGCAUCCUAAGUCUCCAGUGAAGAAGCCAAUGACCUCAGAAAAGAAAUCCUCCCCUAAAAGGGCAGUCGUUUCAUCUCCCAAAAUUAAAAAGAAAAGUACUUCUUUUUCCACAAAAGAAUCACAAACUGCUAAAUCUUCUCUUCGAGCAGUUGAAUUCAAAUCUGAUGACUUGAUCGGAAAACCACCUGAUGUUGGAAAUGGCGCACAUCCUCAAGAAAAUACCAGAAUAUCUUCAGUAGUAAGGGAUACAAAAUAUGUCUCCUACAAUCCCUCUCAGCCUGUGACAGAAAAUACCAGUAACGAAAAAAAUGUCGAACCAAAAGCGGAUCAAUCCACAAAGCAGGAUAACAUUUCCAAUUUUGCAGAUGUAGAGGUAUCUGCGUCUUCUUAUCCUGAAAAACUUGAUGCAGAAACAGAUGAUCAAAUAAUUGGGAAGGCGACGAAUUCGUCAUCAGUUCAUGGAAAUAAAGAGCUGCCAGACCUUGCUGAGGUGACUACAGCAAAUAGGGUUUCUACAACAUCGGCUGGGGACCAACGUAUUGAUACCCAAAGCGAAUUUUUACGUGCAGCUGAUGUUGAAAACUUAAGUGAUGACGAUGAACACAGACAGAAUGAAAGUAGAGUUUUUAACGAUGACCUCUUUGGUGAUUUUAUUCCUAAGCAUUACCGUAAUAAACAGGAGAACAUUAACAGCUCGAGUAAUUUGUUUCCAGAGGGAAAGGUGCCCCAAGAAAAGGGCGUAUCAAAUGAAAACACUAACAUAUCUCUCAAAACUAAUGAAGAUGCAUCUACAUUGACGCAGAAACUCUCUCCACAAGCGAGUAAAGUGCUGACAGAAAAUUCUAAUGAAUUAAAAGAUACCAACAAUGAAGGGAAGGACGCAAAGGACAUAAAAUUAGGAGAUGAUUACAGUGAUAAAGAAACAGCGAAAGAAAUAACUAAACCAAAAAAUUUUGUUGAAGGAAUAACUGAACGGAAAGAAAUAUUCCCCACUAUUCCUAGGUUAGCGCCGCCAGCUUCAAAAAUUAACUUUCAAAGGUCACCAUCCUAUAUUGAGCUCUUUCAAGGAAUGAGGGUGGUUUUAGAUAAGCAUGAUGCCCAUUAUAACUGGAAACGCUUGGCUAGUCAAGUCUCCUUAAGUGAGGGACUAAAAGUCAAUACUGAGGAAGAUGCGGCAAUUAUAAAUAAAAGUCAGGAUGAUGCCAAGGCGGAAAGAAUGACUCAAAUUUCUGAAGUGAUUGAGUAUGAAAUGCAGCAACCUAUCCCAACUUAUUUGCCUAAGGCGCAUCUAGAUGACUCGGGUAUUGAAAAAAGUGAUGACAAAUUCUUCGAAAUUGAAGAAGAACUUAAGGAAGAAUUGAAGGGCAGCAAAACCGGUAAUGAAGAUGUCGGUAAUAAUAAUCCAUCCAAUUCUAUUCCAAAAAUCGAGAAGCCCCCAGCAUUCAAAGUUAUUAGAACAUCGCCUGUGAGAAUUAUCGGAAGGACUUUUGAAGACACUAGAAAAUAUGAAAAUGGCUCUCCAUCUGAUAUUUCGUUCACUUAUGAUACUCACAACAAUGAUGAACCUGACAAAAGGCUGAUGGAAUUAAAAUUUCCAUCCCAAGAUGAAAUUCCGGAUGACAGAUUCUAUACUCCAGCAGAGGAACCCACUGCUGAAUUUCCGGUGGAAGAACUUCCAAAUACUCCGCGAAGUAUUAACGUUACAACUUCAAAUAACAAGAGCACAGACGAUAAGUUGAGUAGCGGUAAUAUUGAUCAAAAACCUACCGAACUGUUAGAUGAUUUAGAAUUCAGUUCAUUUAAUAUAGCAUUUGGAAAUACCUCCAUGAGUACUGACAAUAUGAAAAUAUCAUCCGACUUAAGUUCGAAUAAAACCGUGUUAGGAAAUGCUCAGAAAGUUCAAGAGUCUCCUAGUGGACCAUUAAUCUAUGUUUUGCCUCAGAGUAGCACAAAGCAUGAGAAAGAGGGGUUCCUUCGAAAGAAACAAAAAGACGAGCCCAUUUGGGUUUCCCCUAGCAAAAUUGACUUUGCUGAUCUAAGUAGGAGAACUAAAGCAUUGACGCCAGAGCGUAAUACUGUUCCUUUGAAAAACAACGACAGUAGAAAAUACAAAUAUACUGGAGAGGGAUCUAUCGGUAAUAUGACAAAUAUGCUGUUAACUAAAGAUGCUUCGUACGCGUACUUAAAAGAUUUUGUUGCGUUGAGUGACGAUGAAGAUGAAGAUGGGAAACAGAACUGCGCUGUUGGUGGCCCAGAGAAACUGAAAUUUUAUUGA